GUAUAUGUGGUUAUAUUUACCCCAAUGUGCAGUAGACUCACAUCAAGACACAACCGCGAUGGGGCAAGUACCCGCCCUGCUGGCUCUGCUGUUGACGGCCACACCCUAUGUUCACGCCCAGACUGCCUGCAGCGUCCGGCAAGACGCGGCGUGUGUGGCGGAGAUGAGAUCCCUCUACACCAACACCUCGGCCUACUGGUUUGGGACGAGGUUCGCGACGGACUGCCCACCGGGCAGAGGGGGAGUCUUGUGCAGAAAUACUAGACCAUCAGGAACCUCCCUCAUCACUCGACUGCUGGGGGACAGCGCCAGCGACCCCAGCGGUCUAACCUUCGUCAUCAACGUCACUUACCCAAUUACUCUUCCGGCUGAUGGCACUGACCGAACAUACACCGGAUGUGGGAGGAUAGUGGACGUACCCUUGGCAGGACCACAAUAUUUAUCCAUCGACCCCCUCAGCGGCACCGAGUAUCCCCCAUUCGACGUGCGCGAACUACCGGAAGUGACGUGGCCUGCGGAGGAUAACGCCCUCUACACUGUUAUAAUGUAUGACGCUGGGUUUUGCUUCACGCAUGGGUUGUACGUCAACGUCGCCGGCGGCAGGCUGCAGGGUGGAGACACUAUAGUUCCCCACUUUGGGCCUGGCAAUCCCGUGGACCGGGCCAACCCGUACGUCUGGCUCGUGUUCAAGCAACAGAGGUCACUGGACGUCGCGACUGUCAACAACCUUUACACGACACUGAGCUCCCGCAACCAAUCCAGUGUCUUCGUGGAUGACUUCAUUUCGCCACUGGGGCUCUCAAUGCAGUCGUAUGGCAUCAACGUGGUCAUGGCCGCAACGGACGAGUACGCCAGUUUCCGCCUCCGCUCACGUGGACUUCGCAACGGAUGUCCAUUCUUCUAUGGGAAGUGGUUAAGCAGCUACAUUCAGGAAAGAGGUGGGCUCCCGUCACUUCCGGUGCGUCUUGGUCUCACCGUAUCCAUUGACGUCACCUUCACGGCCCCCGCUAUAACGUAUACAUCGUGCGACAUUGUGUAUCAGAGAAGCCCUGUGAACGUCACUGUUGAUUAUCGAAGCAGGGAUCUAUUAGGCGCCGUGGAGACUCGGAUGUCCCCCGAAGUCAGUCUGGUUCCCGAGGAAAUCAGUGUCGUCACACUGAGAGACAAGCAGUACACGCUGUUGAUGUACGACCCCACCCCGGAGCUGGGGAAAACUGAACAGGACGCCUACGUCCACUGGAUGGUGGUCAACAUCCGGGGUACUGACAUCACUUCCGGUGACGUGGUGUAUGAAUGGCUACUGCCCAUGGCACCAGUGUUGAAUCAGCUCUACCUGUUUGCCUUGUUCGAGCAGACGACAUCUAUCAGCACCACAACAGCUGGAUCCUUCGGAUCAACAGAUUGCCGUCCAGCUACGAGAUGCAAGUUCAGGGCUGGCGACUUCAUCCGCUACAACAACCUCUCCCUCGUCGGUUUGAGAUACUUCAGGACGAUCCCCGACACCUACCGCCAGUACAUGGCGUACGCCGUCAAAAAAAUUCAAACUAAGCAACAAGCCUGUUGGGGUCAGGCCAGCGAACGUCCGCAAUGUCCAUUCAGUUCCGGAAUGAAGCAGACAAACCCAAUCGGCAUCAUUAUAUCAGUUCUGACAAUAUUGGCAACCUACUUGACCUCCUGGAUAAACUAGCCGGUGAAUUUGACAACAACCAACCAUGUCAUCUAAUAAUAGUGUAUGGUACCGAAUACUUGAAUAUGUUAAUCAAUGGGAUUGUGUUGUAUUCUUUGAUUUUCGGUGUAAAACACUACUUCCACAACCAUACUUUUAGUGACCACUUCAGCUAAAUGUACAUUAUCUAUCUUAUUAUCAUUUGAUUAUCCUACUCGACUUCUUGGGUCGUAAAUUGUCAUGUUGCUCUCGAUAAUGCGGUAUGGACAUGCCCGUGCAAAUUGAUCUUAAAGUCGACGUCUUCAUGAAAGAGGCAUCAUUUAAUUUCAGAAUAAAUUUAUUUUUACUGAC
Haliotis rufescens (red abalone) is the source of this 2017-nucleotide messenger RNA. RefSeq lists its product as uncharacterized. The transcript has 10 exons. Lineage: Eukaryota; Metazoa; Mollusca; Gastropoda; Lepetellida; Haliotidae. The coding region runs from base 5 to 1687 and encodes 560 amino acids. The record is from RefSeq and is a predicted model, not a curated record.